AUGCAUGCAAAAAAUCUUUCUAUUCUGUUAUUUACCGUUGGUUUAUUGUUCACAUUAGCUCAAUGUGGACGAUUAACAGUACGUAACAACGAAGAUGAUGAUAACAACAAUGAUGAUAACGGUGAUAAUGAUAACAGUAAUGAUGAUUUAACUAAUGAAAAACGGGCUAUCCAAAAUUUUCUUCAAGAUGAUAAUGAUGAUGAUUUAAGUAAUGAAAAACGUGCUAUUCAAAAUUUCCUUCAAGAUGAAGAAGAUGCUAGCCAAUUUCUUGAUCAAUCUCGUCGAUUAUUCGCCUCUGAUCAAAAAAGUCAUAUGAAAGAAGCUAAGAAAGCAUUCGAAGAAAAAUGUGAACGUCUUCUUCAUCCACGUUAUUGUCCUGAUCUUGACACAUGGCCUGUUUGGACUCAAGCCUUCAAAUCAGCAACUGGCAAAAAAUAA
Molecule: messenger RNA, 438 nt
Organism: Adineta steineri
Lineage: Eukaryota; Metazoa; Rotifera; Eurotatoria; Adinetida; Adinetidae
Source: the annotation of a GenBank genome assembly